GGCUCAUGCCUGUAAACACAGUGGCUCAUCCCUAAAGUAUUUUGACUUUUUUUUGAAUAGCCUUGCAGUUUCAAAGACUGGCUGCUUCCUGCCUAGGGGAAUCAUUUGUUGGAAGGUGAUUAGCUGGCCCUGAUUGUUUCUUGUCUGGAAUUCUCCUGUUUCUGAGUGUUGUUCUUUACUGUCCUGGUUUUAGAGUUUUUAAAUACUAGUAGCCAGAUUUUGUUCAUUUUCAUGGUUUCCUCCUUUCUGUUGAAAUUGUCCACAUGCUUGUGGAUUUCAAUGGCUUCUCUAUGUAGCUGUAUGUAGGUCUUUUCAAUGAUAAUCAAGGUGAUUAAUUGCAACAUUCACAACUUGCCCCCAACAGACAAGAAUUCUUUCUCACACCCUGGACCUUCCAUAUACAGUAGAGUCUCACUUAUCCAAGCUAAACGGGCCGGCAGAAGCAUGGAUAAGCGAAUAUCUUGGAUAAUAAGGAGGGAUUAAGGAAAAGCAUAUUAAACAUCAAAUUAGGGUUAUGAUUUUACAAAUUAAGCACCAAAACAUCAUGUUAUACAACAUAUUUGACAGAAAUGGUAGUUCAAUACACAGUAAUUGUGUAUUACUGUACUAAAUGUUGUAAUUACUGUAUUUAUGAAUUUAGCGCCAAAAAUCAUGAUAUAUUGAAAACAUUUACUACAAAAAUGGCUUGGAUAAUCCAGAGGCUUGGAUAAGUGAGACUCUACUGUAUAUAUAAAUCACAUUGACCUAGCUUCCAAUAUACCGCACAACCUCUGAGGAUGCCUGCCACAGACGUGGGUGAAACAUCAGGAGAGAGUGCUUGUGGAACAUCGCUAUACAGCUGGAAAACUCUGCAACCGUGAUUCCAGCCAUGAAAGCCUUUGACAACACGCUGCUCUGUGUAGUCUGACAUGGUUGUUAGAGUGGUCCAGCAUUUCUGUAUUCUCAGAUUAUAUGCUGUGUGCUGGUUGCUUCAUGAAGUGUUCUGCUAUGGCUGACUUCUCUGGUUGACUUAGUCUGCAGUGCCUUUCAUGUUCCUUGAUUUGUGUUUGGGCAAUGCUGUGAUUGGUGGUCCCUAUGUAGACUUGUCCACAGCUUCAUGAUAUAUGGUAGACUCCUGCAGAGGUGAGAGGAUCUUUCUCCCACCCUGGCCAUUCCACAGAUAUAUAAACCUCACUUGCCUAGUUUCCAACAGACCUCACAACCUCUGUGGAUGCCUGCCAUAGAUGUGGGCAAAACGUCAGGAGAUAAUGCUUCUGGAACAUGGGCAUACAGCUGGGAAAACUCACAGCAACCCAGUGAUUCAAGCCAUGAAAUCCUUCCACAACAUAAUGAUUCACAUGGAUUAUCAAAACUAGUGGUUGUCUUACUCACUGCCUGGCUACCUUUCAUCUCUUUCUGUGCUGAAACCAAUGCUUCUUCCUGUUGAAGUUUUAUGUAUCUUGGAGCUGUUUAAGGCACAGAAGAACUUCCAAAUCAAAGAGGUUUUUAAUUCGAAGCUGGAUGGCCAUCUGUCGGGGGUGCUUUGAUUGUGUGUCCCUGCAUGGCAGAAUGGAGUUGGACCAGGGGCAAGACAAUUUCCUUGUAAAAAGCAGCAUGCCACUAAAGCAACACAACUUUCUACAAAACAAUCACCUGAUGUGGUUUCAGUUUUCAGGAGCCCAUACUGAAAUUCAGCAGCCUAAGGAGAACACACUGGUUUCUACUUCAGAUGAGCCGGAUACACUAUAUAAGAGACUGGCUGUUCUUGUUAAAGGCCACGACAAAGCUGUGUUGGAUAGUUAUGAAUAUUUUAUGGUGCUUGCCGCUAAAGAACUUGGACUCUCAAUUGAAAAAGUAGAAGAACCUCGGAAAAAAAUAGAGCGAUUCACCCUUCUGAAAUCAGUGCAUAUUUAUAAGAAGCACAGAGUUCAGUAUGAAAUGAGGACACAUUAUCGAUAUGUGGAGUUAAAGCAUUUAACUGGCAGCACAGUCAAUGUUUAUUUGGAAUACAUUCAACGAAAUUUACCUGAAGGAGUCGCCAUGGAAAUAAAAAAGACCAGAUUAGAAAGACUUCCUGAACAUAUUCAGACACCUGUUUGGGAUACACUGCCUGAAGUAGAAGAAACAGCAGCUAAAUCAUGAAACCGACUCCCCCCACCCCACCACACACAUUUUACAUGAAAGAGUAAAAGAAUGUAACAGUUUUGUUAUGAGCAUGCCUUACUAAUUUCAGCAAUGACCCGUGCUGCAUUGGUUUUAAGGAACCUGCUUUAUUGAUCACACAGCUGUAAUUAGAAUUCUCUUCAGAAGACAUGGACGAGAGUAGGUAUUUGACAAAACUGUCCUAUAUACAUCUGUGUCAUUUGUGUAAACAGGUAAAACUGAAAUGUACACGAAGGAAAUAUUUUAUAAAUUAUUCUACCAAAACUG
This is a messenger RNA of Anolis carolinensis (green anole), 2409 nucleotides long. RefSeq names its product mitochondrial ribosomal protein S10 (gene mrps10). The record is from RefSeq and is a predicted model, not a curated record. Gene Ontology annotation, cellular component: mitochondrial small ribosomal subunit; ribosome; mitochondrion. NCBI's taxonomy places the organism in Eukaryota, Metazoa, Chordata, Lepidosauria, Squamata, Anolidae. Gene Ontology annotation, molecular function: structural constituent of ribosome. The coding region runs from base 1501 to 2121 and encodes 206 amino acids. The transcript has 7 exons. Gene Ontology annotation, biological process: translation.